AUGCUCAGCAUGUACCCGAGGCACCGGCUCCAGCUCCAGGCGAGCUCCGUCGACGACGGCGGCGAUGAGAACGUCGAGGCCGGCGGCUACAACGCCUUCUACGCCAUCGCGGUCGUGUGCGUCUCCAUCUUCCUCUUCUGCGUGCUCGCCGCCUCCGUCAGCGUCUGGAAGGCGUUCGCCUCCGCGGCGCUGGCCGCGCUGCUGCUCGGCGCCGCCGGCUGCUUCGCGCCCAAGGAGUGGUUCCGUCCGAGCGGGCGGGCCCGGGCCCGGGGCGGGGCCGCGGGCGCGGAGCUGCAGGUCGUGGUCACGGUCACGGCGGGCGCCGCGCGGCCGGGCUACCCGUGCGCUCAGGUGGACGCGCCGCCGGCGUUCGAGUUUAGGUGCCCGCUCGAGGCGGGCGGCGGCGGCGCGGGUGAGGCGGCGGCGAGCUCCGUGGUGUGCUCGGUGUGCCUGGAGGACGUGCGCGGCGGCGAGAUGGUGCGGCUGGUGCCGGCGUGCAGGCACGUCUUCCACGUGGGGUGCAUCGACAUGUGGCUGCACUCGCACCGGACGUGCCCGAUGUGCCGCUGCGUGGUCUCGCCACCGUCCCAGGCAGCGACGCCGAAGGCUGCGGCGGAGGAGCCACCGGAGCCGUCAGCUGAAGAUGAGUUGCCGCCGGUGUAA
Molecule: messenger RNA, 663 nt
Organism: Panicum virgatum (switchgrass)
Lineage: Eukaryota; Viridiplantae; Streptophyta; Magnoliopsida; Poales; Poaceae
Product: E3 ubiquitin-protein ligase Os03g0188200-like
Exons: 1
Coding region: 1-663 (220 amino acids)
Source: RefSeq, a predicted model, not a curated record